GCUCGGCCACGAACGACACAUCGCCAGUGUUUUGAGAAAAAGGGAAGCGCGGCAGCUAGCCUAUCCCUAAUGGACGUAUGAGCCGCAAAUACCUUGCGUGUAACCUAUUUCCUGUAUUUACGUGGCCACUGGGUGAUAUUUUGCUAGUCUUUUUUUUAAAAACAAACGCCGCAAAAUGAAAAAUAGUGUUUUCUGUUUGGCGUUUAUGCGUUUGAAACAAGCUACAUUGCUAACUUAGCGUUAAACACGGGCUGGAAUGAGCUAAUUCGUGUUGUUGCCCUUUUAUUUUAACUCAAUGACGUAUUUAAACUAAAGGAUUUGGGAUUGAAAUGCUGUUCGGUACAACGCUGGGUUACCAUUUCAGUGCAAAUGAGCGAAACAAAGGGCUAUCGUUUCGCUGCUAGCCGCGGCGCUAGCUACCUCGACUAACUGGUUAUCGUGACGCGACAGAAAUGGACGAAAGUGCCGAAAACGACGACAUCGUGAUCAUCGUGGAGAACGAGGCCGAGAGUUUGCCCGCAGGCGGGGAGCGGCUCAAACAGCAGGGCGCCGUCGGACUCAUGGACACAUGUCCCAUGUGCAAGCUGAGCUUCCACAACAGGGAGCCCAAGCUGCUGCCGUGUCUGCACUCCUUCUGCAGGAGGUGCCUGCCUCCCCCGCUAAGGAGCGCCGAGCCGAGGCGGGACCAAGGUCCAGGUGGCUCCAUCCGGUGCCCGGUGUGCAGACAGGAAUGCUGGGAGGUCGACGUGCUGGACAACUUCUUCGUCAAGGACUCAGCCGAGGUGCCCAGCAGCACGGUGGAGAAAACCAGCCAGGUGUGCAUGAGCUGCGAAGACAACACGGAGGCGACGGGCUACUGCGUGGAGUGCGUGGAGUUCCUGUGCUUGACGUGCAUCGAGGCGCACCAGAGGGUGAAGUUCACCCGAGAUCACACCAUACGCCAGAAGGAGGGGAUGUCUCCAGAAGCGCUCGGCGUGUCCACGCAGAAGCCCGUCUUCUGCGACGUCCACAAGCAGGAGCCGCUGAAGCUGUUCUGCGAGACGUGCGACCGGCUAACCUGCCGAGACUGCCAGCUCCUCAAACACAAGGAUCACAACUACCAGUUUCUGGAGGAUGCCUACAGAAACCAUAAGCAGUAUCUGGAAACCAUGACUCUGCAGCUGCAGGAAAAGAGAAAGGCCAUCGAGGACGUUUCCAGCUGCAUCAACUCCGGACUGCAGCAAGUGGAAGAAAAUCGGAAAGCUGUCACGAACGAAAUAAAGAAGUCCAUCUGUAACCUCAUCAUGGAGAUCAACAGGAAGGGAAAGAUCCUGAUAAACCAGCUCGAGGCGCUGACUAAGGACCACGAGCUGGCUCUGAAGAAGCAGCAGGACGACGUCAACAAUCUGACCCGGCAGCUGGACCACGUGAUCAGCUUCACCAAAUGGGCCACGGCCAGUCACAGCGGGACGGCUCUGCUCUACUGCAAGAGACUGAUCCUUUACCAGAUCCAUUACCUGAUGAGAACGACCUACAACCCCUCCAUCGUCCCCCAGAGCUCCGUUCGCUUCCAGUGCCGCUCUGGAUUCUGGGCCACCAACGUGGACCUCGGUUCACUGGUGGUGGAGAGAUGCCCAGGGAGGCCAACCAUCCCCAACCAUCAGCCGGGUCCCAGACAGGAGGCCCCAGCUGGGAGUCUGUCCCUCGCAGCAGCGCAGCAGCGGCAGAGCACGCUAGCUCAGCUCCAGAUGCAGGUUGACAAGCUCUCCCACCAGCCCCACAGGCAGCCCCCUCCUAACCACUGGUCCUGGUAUCAGAACGUCAGACUACCAGCGCCUCCCGGUCCCCCUCCACCCACCAGACCCAUCCACGGGGGCUCGUCUCCCUCCCAAGCCCCCCCCGGCUUGGCACAGGUUGGGCGCAGGUAUGGGACCAGCCAUCCAAACCCUAGAAGCCCUCCGACCUACACAGCUUCACAGUCUCUACGAGAAUUAAUCCACAGCUCCACGUUCCCCCCUAAACCCAUCGAGCUGUCGCACGUAGCUUCCCGCUUCUCGCAGCCUCCGUCGGCGGGAGCAGCUUCCCAGGCCUCCCUACACCAGAGAUGCUUGGCGGAGUCGUCCCUCCUAAAGAGGAGCGAGGCUGGUCCGUCCGUCCCCACCGUCAGCAUCUCCGUCCCCAAGCCCGCCGUGGGUUUGUGUCUGCCAGCAGGAAAUGCAGAGAAAAGCAGCUCGCUCGGUCUUAUGGCAGGUGCAGGAGGACAGAACUCCCCGUUGGCGAAGCCGUCCUCUACAGACAGAACCACGGGGGUGACUUCCUGGAAGCAGACCUCCACGCCGCCAGCGGCCCCUGCUCCCAAGCGAAGGAGGAGGUUCUCCCCAGGGCCCAUAAUCGUCAUCAAGGACGAACCCGAGGACGAGGACGAAGUUAGUUUUGUGCAAUCCAGCGGCGGGUCCAGCCUGCCGGACAGCAGCACCGGCGCCCAGUCGAAGCCUCGGCCGGCGCCGAAGGGGCUCGUGGCGUCCGGCGCCCCGGCUUCCACCUCCACCGACCAGUGUAGCCAGACCCAGUCGCAGCCGGGCCCGGAGAAGAAGGCGGAGCCGGAGGAGGACCCCAACGAGGACUGGUGCGCCGUGUGCCAGAACGGAGGGGAGCUGCUCUGCUGCGACAAGUGCCCGAAGGUUUUCCACCUCUCCUGCCACAUUCCCGCGCUCAACGAGUCGCCGAGCGGUGAGUGGUUUUGCUCGUUCUGCCGUGACCUGGAGUCCCCCGAGAUGGAGUACGCCGGCGACCGAGGGAGCGCGCCCGUCUCAGAGAAGUUCCCCCCAGUGGACAAAAGGAAAUGUGAGCGACUGCUGCUGCACUUGUUCUGCAACGACUUCAGCACGGACUUCCAGCAGCCGGCAUCUCCAUCGGAGACUCGGCGGUACAAGGAGCUAAUAAAGACGCCGAUGGACCUGUCAAUGGUGAAGAAAAGGCUGCAGUCAAAGGAGGGAGAGUGUUACGGGAGCCCAGAGGGGUUCGUCUCCGACGUCCGGCUCAUCUUUUUCAACUGCGCCAAGUACUACAAGGCGACCUCAGAGGUUGGCAGCGCGGGCUUAUACCUGGAGGAGUACUUUGAGGAGCAGCUGAAGCUCGUCUACCCGGACCGGCUCUUCCCAGGAGGGAGGGAGGAGCAGAUGAUCCCGCCCCUGGAGGAUGAGAUCGAAGAAGAGGAGGAACAGCCAAUGGAGCAAAGCGACGCCGCUGCCGAGGACACGGAGCCAUCAAGUCCUGCGGGAAAAGGAAGCGCUAAUGUAGACGGGGAAACGGUUCCUAAACAGGAACCGAUGGCCCCAGGAGAGAGGGAGAACUCGGACAAAGAAGCGGCUGAAACAAGUCCAAUGGAAACGGGUGAAGUGAUGACAAAUAAAGAGGGGGGCGUUCCUCCUGCGGAGGAGGAAAAGCGAGAGGAGAGCACCGCCGCGCAGCAGGAGGACAAGCACCCCGCCGCUGACGCAGAGGCUAAAGAUGGCACCGAGGAAAAAAAGGCUCAGCUCCCAACAGGCAACGCCGAGGACACACCGGACACUUCGGAGAGUCCAGCUCCCGUAGAGGCAGCCUCCGCGCAGGAGGGAUAGACCAAUCCCAGCUAUGGUGAGGGACAGAUCAGAGGAGAAGUCUUCCAGAGCCGUGGCCUCCAUUAGAUGCAAUGGGACGGGUUUCAUAACAUGUAUGAAGCAGGGGCCCCGCUGCAUGGGACAGACUCUGCUAGCAGCUAGAUGCACAACCAGGAGAAGCCGACAAGCUCUUUGUGUCCUGGUUUCCUGCGACGACUGUGAAAAGCACACAAAUGGCCUUGUGUGGAUCGCCUUUAAGUUAUGAAUAACACUGUACAUACUUCUUAAUACUGAAAGCACAGUUUCUGCAGAGUUUGGACCUUUUUAAUGCAUGAAAUACACUCCAAUAUAAAUAACAUGCGCAUUCUAGCCAUUUUGGGUCAAACUUUCAUUUGCAGUAGUAUUCUUUUUUUUUAAAUUUUUAAUUUAUAGUAUUAAAGCGCAGCAAAUAUAUGAUGGCUAAAGAGCAGAUUUUGUACAAUGUGGCAUGUAUAUACAGAUAUACAUACAUUUAUGCACACAGAUGGCAACAGGUCUGUUGGUUAUUGCUGGUGAGGAUGUGUGCAGGGCCUGAAAAGGAUUUCAUCUUUUGCCGCAGGUUUAGAAUCUCCCAUUAAGUGUUUUCAAACAGUUCAACAUUUAUUUAAAUGCAUUUUUUUUUAAUGGGAAAGGACAUCAUGCCUACUAUCCUACUAUUAAAUCUGAUGGAGGAUUUCUGAUACGUUGGGCCACUGUCUCCUUUUUUUGUCAGAAUCUCAGGUGGUGCAAUACUAAGUACUUUGUAGAAUUCCCCUUUUGCCCAUUGGAUCACAUUUAGUCCAGGUAAACAAGGAGAGCUCUCUGUUUACCUGGAAGGUUUAGGGCUGGAGACUGAGAUGGCCACGGAGGAAUUUUGGUUUUAUGUCUGCUGAUCUGGCCGUACGUUUUGGAUCCUUAUCCCGUGGAUGGAACCGAUAAUGGCACAUCCACCAGAACUUUCUGUUCUCAUGGCGGUUCAUUGAGGUCAUAAUGCCACACUCUCAAACAAGGUUUCCAGAGCCCAGGCCCACAGCAUCAAAGAGCCUCCACUGUACCUAACAGUAGAUGCAGGAUGUUUUUUUUAUUUUUUUAUCCACAUAUAGAUUAUCUGUUUCAUGUCAAAUCUAAGUAAAACUGUAAAAGCGGCAUCACCUACAUUUAUUAAAAGGGAUCAUUUGGGACAUAAAUCAUGUGGCCACUAGUAAUUUUCGGUUAGAACAAGAAAACAAUCUCUUUAGACUUGUUUUUCUAACAUUGGAUAAUAAAAUAAUAAAAAAAA
Fundulus heteroclitus (mummichog) is the source of this 4875-nucleotide messenger RNA. RefSeq names its product tripartite motif containing 24 (gene trim24). Gene Ontology annotation, molecular function: zinc ion binding; protein binding. NCBI's taxonomy places the organism in Eukaryota, Metazoa, Chordata, Actinopteri, Cyprinodontiformes, Fundulidae. The transcript is spliced from 19 exons. Bases 453 to 3599 code for a protein of 1048 amino acids. The record is from RefSeq and is a predicted model, not a curated record.